Messenger RNA from Apis dorsata (giant honeybee), 3003 nucleotides. It is a transcript of the gene Psa, whose product is annotated as puromycin-sensitive aminopeptidase. The coding region runs from base 192 to 2795 and encodes 867 amino acids. The transcript is spliced from 4 exons. The record is from RefSeq and is a predicted model, not a curated record. Gene Ontology annotation, cellular component: cytoplasm. Lineage: Eukaryota; Metazoa; Arthropoda; Insecta; Hymenoptera; Apidae. Gene Ontology annotation, molecular function: zinc ion binding; peptide binding; metalloaminopeptidase activity. Gene Ontology annotation, biological process: proteolysis; peptide catabolic process.
UGGUUCCAUUUCCAUUCGCAUCUUUAUAGAUAGCAUGUAAGUAUGUUGCGCAUGCGUCUGCAAUGCUUUGAGGCGUUGCGUGUUAGUGCAUACUUUCGCGUUGUGAGUCGGCAAAAAGGAAAAGCUCAAAAACGGGUUUCAAGAUAUUUCGAUAUUUAAGAGUUUUUCGAAUCGUGAUUCAACAUCGAGAGAUGUCAAGCAUAGAAAAAAAACCAUUUCGUCGGCUGCCCACAGAUGUUCAGCCUUAUCAUUAUAAUAUUGUUUUGUCACCAAAUCUGAAAACUUUCGUCUUCGAUGGGAAGGAGGACGUGCACAUUGACGUAAAAAAAUCUACAGAUACUAUUGUUUUAAAUUCAUUGGAUAUUAAUAUAAAAACUGUAUUUUUUAAUGAUAAUAAUGGAAAAAUCAUUCCGACAAAACAUAUUGAUAUUUCUUCGUCUGAAGAAACAGCAACUUUGGUAUUUUCCGAAAAAUUGCCAGUGGGAAGAAGUGGGUACUUGAGCUUGGAAUUUAUAGGAGAAAUUAACGAUAAAAUGAAGGGCUUCUAUAGGAGCAAAUAUAUUGGGGUCAAUGGAACCGUUGAACACGCAGCUGUAACUCAAUUCGAGCCAACAGAUGCUAGACGUUGCUUCCCAUGCUGGGAUGAACCAGCACACAAAGCUACGUUUGAUAUUACUCUAAAUGUACCAUCAGGUCUUACAGCACUUUCCAAUAUGCCUAUCAAAAACAAGGUAACGAAUGAAGCAGUCGAAACUUUAGUAUUCGAAAGGACACCAAUCAUGUCGACGUAUUUAGUAGCAGUUGUGGUCGGUGAAUUCGAUUACAUAGAGGACAAAUCGAGUGAUGGUGUAUUAGUACGCGUAUACACACCGAAAUCAAAGAAAGAACAGGGACAAUUUGCAUUAGAAGUAGCAACUAAAGUGUUGCCGUAUUACAAAACUUAUUUUGGAAUUGCUUAUCCACUUCCGAAAAUUGAUCUUAUCGCGAUUGCCGAUUUCUCAUCCGGUGCUAUGGAAAAUUGGGGUUUAGUUACGUAUCGUGAAACCUGCCUCUUGGUAGAUCCACAAAACACAUCUGCUGUACGAAAACAAUGGAUCGCUUUAGUAGUAGCACAUGAAUUGGCACAUCAAUGGUUCGGAAAUCUUGUAACCAUGGAAUGGUGGACUCAUUUAUGGUUAAACGAGGGUUACGCGUCAUUCGUGGAAUUUUUAUGCGUUGCUCAUUUAUUUCCCGAGUAUGAUAUUUGGACACAAUUCGUAACAGACACGUACAUCAGAGCUUUAGAACUCGACGCUUUAAAGAAUAGUCAUCCGAUCGAAGUGCCGGUUGGUCAUCCUUCCGAAAUCGAUGAGAUCUUCGACGACAUUUCUUACAAUAAAGGCGCGUGUGUCAUUCGAAUGUUGCACUCUUACAUCGGGGAUGAUGAUUUUCGAAAGGGUAUGAACCUUUACUUGAAAAAGCAUAGCUACGCCAAUGCGGAAACUGGAGAUCUUUGGGAUGCUUUAGAAGAAGCCAGUAAGAAAGAAGUCCGCAGUGUGAUGAGCACGUGGACAGAGCAACAAGGAUUCCCCGUUGUCAGAGUUCAACAUCGUCAAGAAGGUACCGAUCGAAUUCUGUCCUUAUCCCAAGAGAAAUUUUUAGCUGAUGGAUCCACGGAUACAGGAAGUAAUUCGUGGAUCAUACCGAUUAGCAUAAGCACGUCGAAGAAUCCUGAGGAGUGCGUACUUAAGGAUCUGUUGGACGAGAAAACAAAAGAAUUUCGAGUCAAAGACGUCCCGGAAGAUCAUUGGGUAAAAAUCAAUCCUGGAACGAUCGGUUUCUACAGGAUUCAUUACAGUCCAGAAGCAUUGUCUCUCUUGUUACCCGCUGUCAAAGAUCAUGCAUUACCUCCGUUAGAUAGAUUGGGUCUGCUAGACGAUCUGUUCGCCAUGGUACAAGCCGGUCACGCUUCUACCAUAGAAGUACUUCAACUCAUGCAAGCGUUUCAACACGAAGAUAAUUUCACUGUAUGGUCUAGCAUAGUAAAUAGUCUAGGGAAAAUCGGAGUUCUAGUGUCUCAUUUGGAUUUCGAAGAUUCGUUCAAAGCGUUCGGACGUAAUUUGAUGCGAGACAUCACCAAUAAGUUGGGCUGGGAUCCUAAACCUAACGAGAGCCAUUUGGAUACCCUUUUACGAUCUCUUGUUUUAGGUCGUAUGGCAGCACUGAACGACGAGGAUACCAUACAAGAAGCAAAGAAAAGAUUUGAAUUGCACGUAUCUGGCACGACAUUACUCGCUGCCGACUUGCGUAGCCCUGUUUAUCGGGCCGUGCUUUCUGUCGGCGAUACCGACACUUACGAGACUAUGUUGAGGCUUUAUCGAGAAGCAGAUUUGCACGAGGAGAAGGAUAGAAUAUUGAGAGCUCUGGGCGCGAUCAAAGACGAAACCUUGUUAGCGAAAGUUCUGAACUUUGCUAUGAGCGAUGAAGUGAGAGCUCAGGACACGGUGUUCGCCAUCAUGUCGGUAGCGAUGACGUACAAAGGUCGAGUGAUGGCUUGGGACUUUUUUAAAGAGAAUUGGAAGACUUUGCUCGAUCGUUACGGUGGCGGUUUCUUGAUUUCAAGAUUGGUCAAAUUCACCACGGAAAACUUCGUCACCGAAGAACGGGCCAAAGAUGUCGAAGAAUUCUUCAAGGACCAUCCAACACCGGGAACCGAAAGAACGGUCCAACAAAGUGUCGAAUCUAUCAGAUUGAACGCGGCAUGGCUUGCCAGGGAUAAAGACUCUAUCAAGGAAUAUCUGAUCACUCACGUUUAGUAGUACAAUGAAUUAUUUCUCGCCUCGAGUUCUUGUCUCUAACUUGUUAUUACAAUUUCUGAUACAAUAGGAAAUCGAAAGGGCGACAUCAUGCCUUUGUGAGUUUUAAAAAUAAGCAAGAAUUGCUUCGAGUCGAAUUUAGAGAAAAGAGAAGACGCAGAUUCUCUUGUACCAUACGACAUCGUAAAGAUUUGCAUUUAUACACACA